This is a messenger RNA of Perca fluviatilis (European perch), 1519 nucleotides long. RefSeq names its product coiled-coil domain containing 174 (gene ccdc174). The record is from RefSeq and is a predicted model, not a curated record. The coding region runs from base 88 to 1362 and encodes 424 amino acids. The transcript has 6 exons. NCBI's taxonomy places the organism in Eukaryota, Metazoa, Chordata, Actinopteri, Perciformes, Percidae. Gene Ontology annotation, cellular component: nucleus.
AGCGAGAGAACCACCAACGAAGAAAUCAGGCUUCAGGCACAGUUAGCAGUGGCUCGGACAUUAUGGUGUAGAAGAGAAGUAGUAAACAUGGAUAAAAAGAAGAAACCCUUCGAUGUGACUGCUUCAUCGCUGGUGGACCUUAAAGCUGAACUGUACAGAAAGCAGGAACAAUUCAAACAAGAAAAACUCGGCCAUGAAAAUACUGGUGCUGGAUUCACAUCAAAAUCCAAACUCAAGAAACCUAAUGUCUGGAGCAAACAAAACGCUGGCGUUUCAGCAAGAGCUGAAAAAGAUGCAGAGCAGCUGACCGAGGAGCAGUGCAGCCUGGAUACAUCAAAAUCUAUUUUGAGUCUAAACAGAUCAUUGAUGCCCCUUUCAGUGUUUGCUCAGUCUUUGUUUCUCAAAGCUAUAUCUUACAUCUGCCCUGUCCUUCAGACAACAGACCAGCGCACUAAGAGGGAACAUCUGAAGGACAAGAGGCAGGUCAUCCUGCAGGCCCGACUGGCCAAGGUGAGGCAGAGGAAGAUGAAGAAGGCCAAGCUGGAUGGCACCGAGGAUGAGCAAAGAGCGGAGGACAAUGAAGUCCUAGAUGGUGAGGACAAAGGUGAAUUAAUAGGACCCUCGCCUCCACCAGAGGACUCCUUGGAGGUUAGCAGACUGAAGAAGGUGGAAGUGGAGAUCCAGGAAAGAAAGGACACCAAACCAGGAGUUCCUCAUGUCAGAGAAUGGGACAGAGGCAAAGAGUUUAUGUUUAGUGAGUGGACAACUCGGCGCCGCGAAGAGCGAGAGUCAGAAUUUGCACCUCCCUCUGCGUACUUUAAUGAGGGGAAGAGAGAGAGACCGGGGAGGAAUAAAACUCAGCAGAAUAAAUCCAAGAUGUCCUUCAAGUGGACCAAAAGCCCAGGAGGAACCUCUGAGAGCAAAGAGGAGCCACAGUUUCAGCCUAAAACUGCUCCUUCACCUCCUCAACCUCAACAAAAUCCUCCACCUCCUUCACAUCCACAGAACUCCUCGCAAAAUCCUCCACCCCCUUCCCAUCCACAGAACUCCUCGCAGUCAUCCCCUUCAGAUCACCCAGCAGAUUCAGCUCCUGUGUCUACUCCUCCUUUUCAUCCCCACUAUCCCCCUCCUUCAUUUUAUCCUCCACCCCUGCCUCAGUUUGCUGGACCACCUCACCUACUUCCUCCGUUUCCCCCACAGUACCCGAACCAGUAUCACCCCCAGUAUCCCGCUCAAUAUCCACCUCCGCUGCAGAGCCAGUCUCCGCCUCAGCAGCCCCCACAGCCUGUAGACCUCAGCCACGCCCGGCAGCCUGCACAGAGUCUAGACGACAUGCUCUCCUUCUACAGGAACACUACCUGAUCUCUAAGAUAUCAUGUAUGCUUUGUAGUUGCUUCAUAUUGAGAGUGUAAAUACUGCGGUUUCCUUUUUCUUUUUAGGAAAUCAUAGAAAAAUCAGAACACAAAUUCUCAGCUCUUUGGAGUUUAAGCAUUUAAUAAAUAUCAGGAGUUUAACUGGA